CUUUGGCUUUGCAUGGAAGCCACACCAUUUGGUGAUAGAUCAGUCAUAAGUUCAUAACUCAUAAGCAAGCAUCAAAUUGAUUUUGCAUUACCUAAACUUUCUUCAAAACACUCCAACUCUUCUUCUUCUUCUUUUUCGCAAACAGCCACGUGUCCAAAUCAGUGCUACUCAGAUUUUUUUCUCGUGCUUCGAGGUCUUCCCUCGCUUUAUGCAUGCUGUGACUUGCUGCAGACUCAGAUCUACCGGUUUUUCAUAUCUUCAACUUUCCAACUCUCGAUUCAGAUCAACACUAUUUCUCUUCUUUUUAUUCCUUUUUUUCUUAGAAAUAAUUAAUCAAUGCCAAAUGUCACGGUAUUUCCAGUUUUUCUCCUCUUCCUCUUUCUUUCACUGCACCUUGUUCUCUCCGAACAACCGUCUCCCUCUCCAUCUCCGUCACCGUCACCGUCACCGUCCUUCCACGCUCCGAAACCUUCCCCGGCCAGCUCACCUAUAGGUUCACCGUUGCCUUCGCGGAGUCCCGGCUUCUCUCCGGCGCCUUCGCCGAGUCCCGGCUCCUCUCCGGCGCCUUCGCCGGGAAGUUCUCAGGGAGACAAUAUCCACGACGACGAGGAUGAAAGAGCAGAAAAUUUGUCAAGAGGAGGAUUGAGUUGGAGCAAGAAGGCAGGACUAGGGAUCGGAGUAAUUGUAGCGGCGAGCGUGGUAAUAUUGGCGGGAAUGGUGUACAAGAAGCGGAAGCAGAAUAUACGGCGCUCUCGGUAUGCAUACGCUGUAAGGAGAGAAUUUCUCUGAACGCAUUCUUCCUCUAUAUGUUUGUUUUCUUCAUAUGUUAAACAUAAUUUCUAGAUUCUUUUAAUUUGUUUUCAUCUAUCACCAUUAUUAUUGCCAAGCAUUUCUAUCUUCCUAAAUCAUGUUCGUCAUCAUUUUCAUUUUGCACAUU
Molecule: messenger RNA, 937 nt
Organism: Vigna unguiculata (cowpea)
Lineage: Eukaryota; Viridiplantae; Streptophyta; Magnoliopsida; Fabales; Fabaceae
Source: RefSeq, a predicted model, not a curated record